GACCAAGAGAAAAGGGCGUGUUUCUGGUAUCUCUGCAGCAGCAGUACAGAACAGUACGCAGAAUCUAUUUAUUGAAUAGGAAAUAAGAGAGGUGGGGGAAAAACACAAACGGGGCAAAGGAGCUGGUCACUGGUCAUCAUUUCAGCUGCAAGAGGAAGAGGAAACGGCAGGUGUGAGCGCGACCUGCCAGCGGUGCCCAUUAUAGACACCUUCACCUUCAGGAAGCUGCAGGAGGCCGAACGGGGACCAACCUGCAGACGCAGCUGUUAGUCCAUUCGCCCACGUGCCCACGGCCACGCCCCCUCGCCGUUCUGAUUGGAUGGGACAGUGAGCCAUGUCUUCAUCGCAGAUUCAGCGGCUGGGCGGCCCCCUCUCCCUCGUCCCCUUCUCUCUGCUCCUGAUCCUGAUUCUCCACCCAGGCUGGGCAGUCAUUCACAUCCCUGAAGACUAUCAAAUAAGCAACUUCAAGCAGCCGCCCGUAAUCAAGGAACAGCCAAUGUCAUACACCGCCUUUACUGUUGAAGACAUCGGUUUCACGUGUGAAGCCUCUGGAAACCCACCACCAAUAUUUCGCUGGCUAAAGGAUGGACAGCAGUUUGACCCUGCCGCAGACCCCCGGCUAUCAGUAUCAGAAAAUUCCGGAAAUUUCACGGCCUCGGGGGAAGGACCCAUCAGUCAGUACCAGGGGAGGUACCGCUGCUAUGCCUCAAAUGAGCUGGGCACUGCCGUCUCUACGGAAGCCCGAGUCAUUACAGAGAGUACUCCCAUUCUGACGAAGGAGAAGAAGGUGCAGAUCAAGGUAGAACAAGGAGACAAAGUCAUUUUGUACUGUAACCCUCCUUUCAGCACAACCAUGCCUCACAUCCACUGGAUGGAUAUAAACUUGAAGCACAUAGAACUGAAUGAACGUGUGGUCAAGGGCCAAGACGGGAGCCUCUAUUUCUCCAAUGUGCUUUCCACGGACAGCCGUAAUGACUACAUCUGCCACGCCCAGUACAUCUUUGCCAGAACUAUCCUGCCUAAAGAGCCAGUCACACUCAUUGUGGCCCCCUCAAACUCGGUGGUGCAUAACCGCAGGCCUCAGCUGCUCCAGCCCCCUGGCUCCCACAGCUCUUUGAUAGCCCUGAGGGGCCACAGCCUGGUUCUGGAGUGCAUUCCCGAGGGCCUGCCAACGCCGUCCAUCACAUGGCACAGGAAAGAUGGAGUUCUCUCCCAAUCCCGUGUCAUUAAGCAAAACUUCGACAGGUGGCUGAAUUUCACCAGCGUUGAAGAGAGCGACGAUGGGGAGUACCAGUGCAGCGCCAAAAACACACAGGGUGUGGCCACACACACCUACACCGUCACUGUGGAAGCGGCUCCAUACUGGACCAAGCAGCCUGUGAGCCAGUUGUAUGCGCCGGGAGAGACUGUGAGGCUGGACUGCCAGGCAGACGGCAUCCCCACCCCUACAAUCAGCUGGAGCCUCAACGGAAACCCCAUCGCGGCCGUCGACCCUGACGUCAGACGCAUGGUGCACGGUGGCACCCUGACGCUACGAGACGUGACAAACAGCGACACGGCCGUGUACCAAUGCGAGGCCUCCAACAAGCACGGGACUAUCCUGGUCAACACCUACAUAUACGUCAUUGAACUUGCCCCUCAGAUCCUGACAGAGGAUAAAAUGAUAUACACGGCCACGCAGGGACAGACGGUCUCGCUCAUCUGCCGCACGUUCGGUUCCCCCAGGCCAAAGGUCGAAUGGGAGAGUGACAGCCACGAGAUGCUGUUGUCCCAUGCCAGAGUGUCCCAGCAGGUCAAUGGGACUCUGCAAAUCCACGAUGUUUCUCCACAGGAUGAAGGUCUCUACAAGUGCUCCAUGUUGAACACCAACCUGUCCAUCAGCGCAGAGCUGGAAGUGCUGAACAGGACAGAGAUUGUGCGCAGUCCUGGGCACCUGCGUGUCCACAGAGGGCAUUCAGCUGUCCUGCACUGCGAGGCCUACGUGGAUCCACUGCUGCGCAGCCUCCGACAUCCGCAGACAGUGUGGCGGAAGAACAAACACAAGAUCCAUGAGUCUGCUGCUGAAGACAAGUACAUAUUUGAUGGGUCCAGCCUCAUAAUAUCCAACACUGAACCCAAGGACGAGGGGGUUUACACCUGUGAAGUUAUAACUGAAUUGGACACAGCAAAUGCCAGUGGCUCCAUUACUGUUGUGGACCGUCCAGACCAACCCUCACACCUGAAGCUCUCUGAUAUCCAGAAUCAUAGUCUGACCCUGAGCUGGACCCCAGGCUAUGAUCACAACGGACCGAUAAAUGAAUUUGUUGUGGAGGUUGAAAGUCCCAGUGGGGGACACUGGCACAAAAUGAUCAAUGUCUCAGGAGAGAUCGAGCAAGUGGAGAUCCAUCUUCGGCCCUUCUGGACAUACCGCUUCCGAGUCAUCGCUGUCAAUGAGUACGGCAGAAGUGAGCCGAGUGAGCCCUCGGAAUUGCACCACACGCCGCCUGCUGUCCCAGACAGGAACCCUCAGAACGUAAGGAGUGAUUCUAAUGACCCAGACUCCAUGGUGAUCGCAUGGAAGGAGUUGGAUAAAAAGUACUUCAAUGGUCCUGGGUUUCAGUACAAAGUCAUGUGGAGGCACCCUGUGGGACAUGGGCCUCACUGGCACCAGAACUUUUCCACCACAUCCCCGUAUGUCGUGAAGUCCACAGGCACCUUCAAACCCUUUGAGAUCAAAGUUCAGGCUGUCAAUCAUAUUGGAGAAGGUCCCGCCCCCAAUGCCAUCAUUGGCUACUCUGGAGAAGACGUGCCUCUAGAGGCACCCCUGAACAUCAGCACAGAGGAUAUUAACAGCACUACCAUUCGAGUGACGUGGGAUCCUGUGAGCACGGAUUCAAUCCGGGGCCAUCUCCAGGGUUACAAGAUCCACCUCCGGAGGCCUGGCCACCAAGGUGGACGGGGCCAUAGGACCAGAGGGAACCAUGAGAAACAUGAGAAUGAAGCCUGGGUGGUGAUUGUCGUGGGACAGGGCCAUGAGCACGUGCUGGCCGGCCUGUUGCCCUUCUCAGAUUACCAGCUGAAACUCUUAGUCUUCAACAACAAGAGCGAUGGCCCCCUAUCAGAGCUGCACCAUUUCAAAACCCCAGAGGGAGUACCGAGCCCCCCUGGGUCGCUGCACUUCGACAGUCCCUCGGAGACAGAACUGACCUUGCGAUGGACCCCACCCAGACACCCAAAUGGAAUACUGACGGGGUACCUGCUGCAUUACCAGGAAUUGGACAGCAAUGAGCAAGAGAUGAAGCUGCAGAUUAUCGACGACCCCACGGUGUCGCACAUCACCCUGCAGAACCUGGAUCCAAAGAGUUACUACAGCUUCUACCUGCGGGCGCACACUUCCGCAGGAGACGGCGACCCCAUCGUGAAGAAGGCCGCCACACUUCUCGACAGCGGUCCUCCCACCAAUAUCACCACAUUUACUGGAGAAACUAGUGUUAAUCUCAGCUGGGUGCCAGGAGAGAGAAGCAGAAAUGUCGUAUUCCUUGUGGAGUAUUACAAGAAUGGAGAAGGUCAACUGCAGGCGUCAGAAGCCAUCAACUCCACUCAGUCCUUCUACCAACUCCAAGGCCUGAAGUCUGGAACAUAUUAUAAACUUAAAUUCAUCUCCAACAACAGCACGUUCUGGAAUACAACAGUGAAGACUGCAGGACCAGGGCUGAUUCCUGUGGACGAUAACUUUGCCACUCAAGGCUGGUUCAUCGGGCUCAUCAGUGCGAUCGUGCUUCUGGUGCUGGUAUUGCUUAUUCUCUGCUUCAUCAAAAGAAGCAAAGGGGGCAAGUAUGCAGUCAAAGACAAGGAGGAGGGACAUGUGGACUCAGAUGCUCGUCCCAUGAAGGACGAGACACUCGGGGAAUACAGAUCAUUGGAAAGUGACAAUGACGAGAAGCAUUCCGGAAGUCAGCCCUCUCUGGGUGGUGAGAGCAAGCUGGGCAGCGACGACAGCCUGGCUGGCUGCGGCGAGAGUAUGGAGAUCCAAUUCAAUGAAGAUGGCUCCUUCAUCGGCCAGUACGGUGGAGUUAGGGAUGCACCUGGCACCGUUGGCCAUGACAGCUCCGGGGCCACUUCUCCUGUCAACCCUGGCAUCGUCCCCCCUCCGCGCCCAAGCGUCCCCACCUCGAUCAGUGCACUCCUGAGGGGCAAUUAGGCAGCCUGACACACAGCAGCUUACAUGGCGAUUCCGACUGACACAACCUGAUACUGUUCCAACCAACACCCCUCUGGAGAGGCUUAUCCACACACACAGACACACUUAGGCGGCACACAGCCAAACACAACAGAAACUAAAGCAGCGUCCAAUCGAAUUCCACAUCUUGUGAGACAAAAAUGGAUCUAAUUUAAGCUAAACAUCCAAUUUUACAUCGUGUAAAUUACGGAAAUCGCCAAGAGCAGUUUAUAGAAGUACCUGCGAGAUGGUUCAGAAGCCCAUUGCCCCUAUGUUUAGCCUCUGUUGGCCAUUUGGUAAAUAUAUCAAAUGGUUUUGACAGAUGAGCAUCUACCAGAUGAACCGUGAGGGAAAUGACCAUGGAAAGUACCUUCAUUAGCAAGGAGGAACAUUCAGCGCUGCAGUAACUAUGCAAUUCAGUUCCUGUGGCAUCAUACCAAAAUGUAACAAGGCGGGAUCACUACAGAGCACGAUUAUGAGUUAGGGCUGUGGGCUCAGCAUAAUGUUUACCUAUGAAGUUUCACACUUUCAGACCUAGGAUGAUAAAAGCAUAUUGAAAACAAUUCUUAUAAACUGUUGCUGAUGGACUACAUGUGAUUGUUGUUAUUGUCAUUAUAAUAAUUAUAUCCUGUCUGCCAUUUAAGUGUCUUAAACAUAACAGUACAGUGUCUUAUUAGCUUUUGUCAAUGUCUGUGUCACUGUCAUCAAAUGUUACUUUUUAUGGACCCUUAUUUUUGUACUUCUUUUAUAUCUUUAUAAAAUGUAUUUUAUUUAAUAUAUUUUGUUUAUGAUCAGGUUAUUUUAUUUUCAAAACAGAAACAUUGUUUAAUUGUUUAACCACGAGAGAUACAUUUCAUAGUUACUUUGUGUAGCGUUUUCUGUGCUUUUAUAUCUGUAUCUGCCUUUUAAAAGUCUUUGGCCUGUCUUUUUCUAUCUGUAUGGGAGACCCAUAUUUUGGGGGAAAUUUCUGAUGCUACAUUAGCCAAAUUAUAUGCGUAUUAUGAGUAUAAAUUGUGGGAAAAGUAUUGGGAGGUUAGCAGAACGAGCUGGGAACAUAGUCAGGUACACAUAGUGGUCUGGUAAAUACAAGAGGGAGAGGCAAUGUAGGCGUUUCUUGACAGAGUAAUGAAAUUGCCUACGAUAAAUCAAAAAAGAGCACUGACGAGCGGUAGAUAAAGUGCUCUGAUUGGAGUAAGUGGAUGAGGUCAUUGAUCAGGGAACAGGCAGUUCUUGAAACCAGCUACUGUGUAGAAGAUGAGAUUAAAAAUCAAACCACAGGUAGAUCAGUGUCAGCCACAGGGAGGUCAUUUUUCAUAGAUGGGGACCAUGAUCUUUCUGGGUUCCUGUUCUUGUCCACAUACCUCUUUGUCCAGUACUAUAAAUUUUCCUUUAUGAUAUUUGUAUCUUCGCUAAAAAACGUUUGGAAUGAAGCAUUGCUACCAUUUCUGCAUAGAGGUUCAUUUUCAUGUUUUUGCCCUCACUCAGCUAUAUUGCAGCGAAAGCUUGGUUUUUUUUUAUUUAAAAUGCAUACAAUUCAUCAGUCAUUUCUAAUAGAUGAAAACACUGGGUUUUAAUAAGCUCUGAAGUUUUGAAAUGUCCUCCUGUAUUGCUACACAUUGUUCCUUGACUGAUGGCAAUUCACAUCCAGGAAGUCUUUCCUUUUUUACUGAGCAUCAUCUAAUGUACAACAUGCAGGUGCACACACACCUAGUAGUGUGGAACAUAACAUUACACUUAAUAUAGAUGUUAAGAUACAACAACAAACUGUAAAAACCAAGUGUUGCAACAAAGCAUCAUGUGCUGAGUGAAGUGGAAUUGUUAUAUUCAGUACAACUAUACGAACAUUGGUGUUAACAUCAUAUAUAUUCUUUGCCGAGCUGGUAAAUGAGAGAAAUGUAUCGAUGACAAAUAUAUUUCCACAUCUCUGUGUAGCCUGAAUAUUAAUGGUAGCAGCAAAGGAGUAGAAGGAUAUUUGCAGGACUUGUUAAAAUGAGAGUCAGGUAUGGAAUAUGUAGAGAUAGCGGAAGAGCAGAUGUUACUUCCUGAAUGUAAAUAAGACCCACAGGAUUGUGUACAUUAUCCGAAAGACUGCUUGAAAAUUGUUUUGUUUCUGAUUUUCUUUUUAUAUCAUUGCACUGCAUCGAUGUAGUACAGAGAUUCUGUUUUUUGUUGUCAUAAAGUAUCAAAUGAAACAUUUUUUGUCUUGUUUCCAGUAUACAUUAAUAGUUAUCAGGCAGUUUUAGCAUAUUAGCGUAUAAUGACAAAGACAUUUCUCUGAUUACUUGCAAUUCUUUUAGUGAUAGAAUGCUGCAAAAAAAAAUAAACAUCCACGGUGAUGGAUGAAAAUGGAGAACACUGAUGUCAGUCCAUGCUGAGAUAUGAAUGAAGUGCAUUUUGAUCAAUGUCUUUUUAUACUGUUAGUCAGGAGCGUGAGUGUUUGUACCUAUUCGUGCUGAUGGGACACCUGCCAGGUUUCAUCGGGCUACUUUUCAAAUCCGUGUGGUGUCCAGUCCCCACAGUGUGUGCAGUGUUUAGCUGUUUUUGCUUCAAAUGCUGAUUCCUCACUUAAACGCAUCAGGGACCAAGUGUAGUGCAUGAGGAACAAGACGCAUUUAGGGGAUAACCAACCACGCAGACCAGUGUGUUGCCCAAGUGUCCUCUGUUCAAGAACUGAUGUCACAGACAGCAUGAAACAGGAAAUCCAGAACACUCACUCUACUGCCUAUUUAUGGGAGUAUAUUGCUAUUGUAUGUAACUUUCUUGCCUGUCGUCUUUUUUAGAUAACAAAAAAAACAAUAAAAAAUAAAGUUCUAAAAGAAAAAUGACAGCUUCUAAAAAACGCUGAAAGCUGUAACAUGAGAUUACCAAAAUGAAGGGGAGGAUUGCAGUUACCCAUCACAGACUGGGGCGUGUUCUAGGGAGAAAUGAUGGAAUGAGGUUGCAGGAGUAUGUUUUGAUGCUCAGCAGUCCUGCAGUAGGAUGGGGCUUUCAUUCGGGGGCACUGACAUUGUACAUGCUUAUUGCAUCAGCCGCUGUAACAGCAACAGCAAAUAAAAUAAUGGAUUAUGCAGAA
Molecule: messenger RNA, 7271 nt
Organism: Brienomyrus brachyistius
Lineage: Eukaryota; Metazoa; Chordata; Actinopteri; Osteoglossiformes; Mormyridae
Product: neural cell adhesion molecule L1-like
Exons: 29
Coding region: 335-4180 (1281 amino acids)
Biological process (GO): brain development; cell-cell adhesion; axon guidance
Cellular component (GO): axon; plasma membrane
Molecular function (GO): cell-cell adhesion mediator activity
Source: RefSeq, a predicted model, not a curated record